Messenger RNA from Elgaria multicarinata webbii, 1455 nucleotides. It is a transcript of the gene TTC4, whose product is annotated as tetratricopeptide repeat domain 4. The transcript has 10 exons. Gene Ontology annotation, molecular function: Hsp90 protein binding; Hsp70 protein binding. Lineage: Eukaryota; Metazoa; Chordata; Lepidosauria; Squamata; Anguidae. The coding region runs from base 42 to 1202 and encodes 386 amino acids. Gene Ontology annotation, cellular component: cytosol; nucleus. Gene Ontology annotation, biological process: protein folding. The record is from RefSeq and is a predicted model, not a curated record.
AGGGCGGAGCGACCGAGGCUGGGCCUGGGAGGGAGUUCCAGAUGGCGGAGACUGCGGACGGCGAUGAGGCGGACUUGGACGCCUUCCUGGAGAAAUUCCGGGGGGCCCAGCGCUACGAGGGGGCCCUCAGCCCGACGAACUGGGAGCAGGAAUUUGACCAGAUUCCAAUGUUCAUGAAGAAAGCCCCCUCUGAAAUAGAUCCUAAGCAGAAUCCUGACUUAGCAUGCCUUCAGUCUAUCAUUUUUGAUGAAGAGCAAACUCUUGAAGAACAAGCCAAGACUUAUAAGAACGAGGGCAAUGAUUAUUUCAAGGAAAAGGAUUAUAAGAAGGCUGUGAUAUCAUAUACCGAAGGGCUAAAAAAGAAAUGUAGUGACCUAGAAUUGAACACGGUGCUUCAUACAAACAGAGCUGCAGCUCAGUUUUAUUUAGGCAACUAUCGCUCUGCUCUCAACGAUGCCAUCGCAGCAAGAAAACUAAAACCCAACCACCUCAAAGCAAUAACAAGAGGAGCACUGUGCCAUUUAGAACUCAAACAUUUCUUGGAAGCUAUGACAUGGUGUGAGGAGGGGCUGAGAAUAGAUCCAAAAGAGAAGACACUUCUGGAAACGAGAACCAAAGCAGAUAGGCUAAAGCGUACUGAAGAACGAGAUUUGAGAAAAGCAAAAUUGCAGGAGAAGAGGGAACAGUCUCAGAAGGACGCCUUACUCAAAGCAAUCAAGGAUCGAAAUAUCAAAUUGUCUCCGGCCUCUUCUAAAGAGGACACCGCGGUAUCAGAAGGCUUUGCUGAGAUGUCUUUAGAUGGACUUGGCCCAGAAAGCGCUGUGAAUGCCAAAGUCUGUCUAGAUGAGAAUGCCAGUCUUACUUGGCCAGUGCUGUUCCUGUACCCUGAGCAUGGGCAAACUGACUUCAUCUCUGCUUUUCAUGAAGGAUCCAGAUUUAUUGAUCAUUUAACGGUCAUGUUUGAAGAGCUACCUCCAUGGGAUGUAGAAAGAAAGUAUCUUCCCAGUGAGCUAGAGCUUUAUUUCGAGGAUGAAGAAAGAGCAGAGAUAUACCAGAUAGACACAGAAACCACAUUGUUAAAAGCGCUGCAGCACCAAAGGUAUUUUGUAAAAGCUGGAACUCCCACCUUUUUGGUUUUGGUGAAACUUGCUCCUUUUUCUAAAAACUACUUCUUUGGGAAGAAAGUUCACCAACUAAAGUGAAUAAUCAUGAACUCUUGGAAAGACUGGAAGCUUUUGUACAUAUUUUCUUUUACUCCAAUCAAGAUAACAACUUAUCAGAACUUUGUCCUGCUAGUCCUGGCAUAUGCAAACUUACUCCGCUGAAAAGGAAUGAGCUAUCUGCAGAAUUAGCAUUGACAUUUUUAUUUAAAUUUCCUCUUGUAUUACAUAAUCAUUUGGGUGAAUAAGCCUUCGUAUUCACCUUUUCUUACAAAUAAAGGCAUAGAACAAAACU